CAUUCUGCAAUUUUACCUAUCCAUUUUCUAUGCUCUUCUCAACUUUCUCUUCAUCAUCAUCAUCAUAAAAAAGUUAAUCUUUAUCACUCUGCACCCAAAAAUUUUCCCGGAAAAUAGAACCAUUUUGAAAAUGCAAGAAUCUGAGGAAGAAAAUCCUGACCUUCCUCCCAAUUCAAAGCCACAGGAGGAACAUGGGUUUGCCAUGGAUUUUGAUAUUGACCUGGAAAGUUCAUGGCCCUUGAAUCAUAUAUCUUUUCUCUCUAACCCCAUGUCUCCUAUUCUCUUAUCCAACAUCUCUGAACAACCUUUGUCUCCUCUCUUGGCUUUUUCUGAUGUUGAAGAUGACAGGCAUGUCAUGAUUGCAGCUUCAGGUAAUACAAAUACAGUAACUGAAAAUGCAGUUGAAAAUGAUGACAACAAAAAAAUUGUGUCACCCCUUGUAGCUCUACCACCUUUAGAAACCCCAUAUGGUUAUUGUCUAAUCAAGGAAAGAAUGACACAAGCACUUCGCUACUUCAAAGAGUUGACUGACCAAAAUGUUCUGGCUCAGAUUUGGGCACCUGUGAGGAAUGGGAAUAGGUAUGCACUUACAACUUCAGGACAACCAUUUGUUCUUGAUCCACAUAGUAAUGGACUACAUCAGUAUCGAACGGUUUCCUUGUUGUAUAUGUUUUCUGUGGAUGGGGAGAAUAAUGAAAUACUGGGACUUCCUGGUCGGGUUUUCCAGCAGAAAAUACCAGAAUGGACACCCAAUGUUCAGUAUUAUUCUAGUAAAGAGUAUCCACGCCUAAAUCAUGCUCAACAUUACAAUGUUCGUGGAAGCUUGGCUCUGCCUGUGUUUGAACCUCCAGGGAAGUCAUGUGUUGCAGUACUGGAGUUGAUAAUGACUUCACAGAAGAUUAACUAUGCUCCUGAGGUUGAUAAAGUCUGCAAAGCCCUUGAGGCAGUUAAUUUAAGGAGUUCAGAAAUUUUGGAGCAUCCAUACAUUCAGAUUUGCAAUGAAGGCCGCCAGAAAGCUUUUGCAGAGAUUUUGGAGAUAUUUACAGUCAUGUGUGAAACUCAUAAUUUACCAUUGGCACAAACAUGGGUUCCCUGUAGGCAUAGGAGUGUUUUGACCCAUGGUGGUGGUCUUAAGAAAAGUUGCUCUAGUUUUGAUGGUUGUUGCAUGGGGCAAGUUUGCAUGUCUACAACUGAGGUAGCUUUCUAUGUCAUAGAUGCUCACACAUGGGGGUUCCAUGAGGCUUGUAUUGAGCAUCACUUACAACAAGGUCAAGGGGUUGCUGGGAGGGCAUUUUUGUCCCACAACAUGUGCUUCUGUGGAAACAUUACCCAAUUUUCCAAAACUGAUUAUCCCUUAGUACAUUAUGCUCUUAUGUUUGGGUUAACCAGCUGUUUUGCAAUCUGUUUACAAAGUUCUCAUACUGGAAAUGAUGAUUAUGUAUUAGAGUUUUUUUUGCCUCCUAUGAUCACAAACUUUUAUGAACAAAAAACUUUGUUGGGAUCCAUAUUGGCAACAAUGAAGCAACAUUUCCAGAGUCUUAAGAUUGCUGGUGGUGGUGAACUUGAUGAGAAUGGUUCAAUUGAAAUUAUAGAAGCAAUAAAUGGAAGAGUUCAUUUGAGGCUUGAAUGUAUUCCAAUUACUCCAUCUGCUAAAUCACCACCUAGACCUGAUGCCUCACCAAAUAUGGGGGUGGGGGUGCCACUAGGUACAUUAGAACAGCAAAUAAUGACAUACUUUGAUGACAUAAAUGAUGGUGGAAAUCUUGGUCAAAAUGCAGGUGGAAGCAUUGAUAAGAUCUCUUCCUUAGAGACCAAAAUAAAAAAGAAACCCUCAGAAAGAAAACGUGCAAAAGCUGAGAAAUCAAUUAGUCUUGAAGUUUUGCAAAGUUAUUUCACUGGGAGUCUUAAGGAAGCCGCGAAGAGCCUUGGUGUUUGCCCUACUACAAUGAAGCGCAUCUGUAGGCAGCAUGCGAUACCCCGUUGGCCAUCUCGAAAGAUCAAAAAGGUUAACCGUUCACUGUCCAAGCUCAAGUGUGUUAUGGAAUCAGUCCAUGGUGCUGAAGGAGCAUUUGAUUUGAAUUCUGUAAGUACAAGUUCACUUCACAUUGCUGCUGGUUCCUUUACUGAGCCUUCUACUUCAAACAAGUUCAACCACCAAGCCUCAUUAAGCAUUAGGCCAUCAGAACCUAAGAUGAAUGAAAAUGAUUUGGAUGCCUCUAGAGUUUCAGAAACAAACAGACAGAUUGGUAUGAAAGAUCAAUUACUAGGAGCAAGGACACAAAGUCCUGAGAAGGUGAUUAAUGACAAAGGUGGGUUCACUCAGGAGGUUGGCACUAACAGGUUUAGAAUUGGGAGUGGCUCAAAUGAAGGCUGUGGACAUGCAAAUCCUACUCCUCAUGGUUCAUGCCAUGGUACUCCCCCAAAUGAAAGUUCCCCUGCAAAAGAUGUAUUUAUAACAUGCAACAGUAAGCAAUGUCUUGUGUUAGAGUCAACAGUUCAGUUAACUGGUACACUGAACUGUGCAACUGCAUACCCUAUGCCUAAUGUUGUGACAACAGAACCCCAAGAACCAUUUGGAGGAAUGCUAACUGAGGAUGCAGGUAGUUCUAAAGACUUGAGAAAUCUGUGUCCUCCUGCAGAUGCUGUUUUGAAGGAUCAGGUUCUAAAAGCUUGUGGGAUUAAUCCUCCAUGUUCUGAUUUGGCUUCUAUGCAAUGCAAAAAUACUCUUAAUAACACUUUGACACCUUUUGUAGCUGGGAAAGAGAUGAAGCCUGUGACUAUUAAGGCAACAUAUAAAGAAGAUAUUGUAAGGUUCAGGGUCUCUUUGAACUGUGGCAUUGUGGAAUUGAGAGAAGAAAUUGCCAAAAGAUUGAAGCUAGAGGUGGGUACAUUUUAUAUCAAGUAUAUGGAUGAUGAUCAUGAAUGGGUUUCGAUAGCCUGUGAUGCAGACCUGCAGGAGUGCAUGGACAUUUUAGGAUCAUUAGGCAGCAACAUAAUCAGGCUUGUGGUGCAUGAUACAGUGUCCAUUCUUGGAAGCUCAUGUGAGAGCUCAGGGGGGAGUGAGUAG
Messenger RNA from Gastrolobium bilobum, 3067 nucleotides. Its product is annotated as protein NLP7-like. The record is from RefSeq and is a predicted model, not a curated record. The transcript is spliced from 5 exons. The coding region runs from base 131 to 3067 and encodes 978 amino acids. Gene Ontology annotation, molecular function: DNA-binding transcription factor activity; protein binding. Lineage: Eukaryota; Viridiplantae; Streptophyta; Magnoliopsida; Fabales; Fabaceae.